Molecule: messenger RNA, 516 nt
Organism: Xyrauchen texanus (razorback sucker)
Lineage: Eukaryota; Metazoa; Chordata; Actinopteri; Cypriniformes; Catostomidae
Product: small integral membrane protein 11-like
Exons: 3
Coding region: 126-329 (67 amino acids)
Source: RefSeq, a predicted model, not a curated record
GCGGCCAGUGGCCCCGCCUCCAGAGGUCAUAUUCAUUGCCCCAUCAUGUGCAUGUAAAUAGAACGAAUAAAAGAAGCUUCGGUGUGUCGGAGAGAGUUUAUAAUCAAUAUACAACAGAAAUCACCAUGAUCAACUAUCGGGCUCUGGAAAAUGUGCCUGUGCUGCUGUACAUACUGGCAGCAAAAACCCUGCUGCUGUGUUUGUUUUUCGCUGGAGCGAAGAUCUAUCAGAGCAAGAAAGCUGAAGCUGCUCUCAAACAACAGAUGGAGAUGAAGAAGAAAAUCGCACAGCAAACACAGGAACUCAUCGACAACAAGAAAGAUGACUGAGACACUGGAUAUGCCAAAAAAAAAAAAAAGACUAGAGUCGUGUCAAAGGGACGUGUGGUGCCGUUUGUUUGGCCUGUCGUGGACUCGGGUGUUGGAUUGUGUGCCUCUCUGCUGCUUAGCUAGUCAAAAGUCUUGUUUUUUAUACUCAUUUUAUUUAUUAACUCUGAAGUUUGUAAAUAAAAAUGUU